Pipistrellus nathusii (Nathusius's pipistrelle) is the source of this 1395-nucleotide messenger RNA. The record is from the annotation of a GenBank genome assembly. NCBI's taxonomy places the organism in Eukaryota, Metazoa, Chordata, Mammalia, Chiroptera, Vespertilionidae.
AUGACAAUAAAGGAAUCAUCGUUGCAUAAACACCUCUCUGCAGACCCACUGCGUGCCAAGAAAGGAGCUGGGCCCCUGGACCUGGGCGCCAUGGCCCAGCUGCUGUCCUCCGAAGUGCAGCAGCUGCUCCACAACAAGUUCGUGGUCAUCCUGGGAGACUCCAUCCAGAGGUCCGUGUACAAGGACCUGGUGCUCCUGCUGCAGGAGGAUCGCCUGCUCACUUUCGACCAGCUCAAGGUCAAGGGGGAGCCGAGCUUCGAACAGGACAAGCUGGUGGAAGGGGGCACGAAGGACAUCAUGAGCAACAGCACCAGCUACCGCGAGGUCCGCGAGUUCUGCACCGGCCACCACCUGGUGCGCUUCUACUUCCUCACGCGCGUGUACAGCGAGUACGUGCGGGCCGUGCUGGAAGAGCUGCAGGCCCACGAGCACACCCCGGACCUGGUCGUCAUGAACUCCUGCCUCUGGGACAUCUCCAGGUACGGGCCCGACUGGUGCAGCAGCUACUGGGACAACCUGGAGAGCCUGUUCCGGCACCUGAGCCAGGCGCUGCCAAAGUCGUGCCUCCUGGUGUGGAACACGGCCAUGCCCCUGGGCAAGAAGGUCAAGGGGGGCUUCCUCCCGAAAGAGCAGCCGUCCACUUCCAAAGCCCGGAUUAGAAAGGUGAUCGAAGCCAACUACUACAGCUACGUCCUGGCGAAGGAGUACAACUUGGAUGUGCUGGACUUGCACUUCCACUUCCGCCACGCGAAGGAGCACCGGCACAGCGACGGGGUGCACUGGGACCGGCACGCGCACCGGCGCCUCUCCCAGCUGCUGCUGGCCCACGUGGCCGACGCGUGGGGCGUGGAGCUGCCCCACCGCCAGCCAGCGAGCCAGUGGACCACGAAUGACCCUGCGAGGGCGGCCAGACCUAGCCAGAGACUUGAGAGGCAGUCCCAGAGCAGCAGAGGCCUAACGGCCGCACCCCAGCCCUCCUCCUUGUUGCCUCCUCCCAGGCACAGCCCCCUGCUGCCACUCCCAGCUCCCCGCCCAUCCUUGUCCCCCCUCCUGCCCUCACCGCCUCUUCCCCUUCCCUGUCACCCGGCCAUGCGCCCCCAGGUCUUGCUCUAUCCCCAAGAUCCCUAUUUUUACUCAGACCAGCCUUCCAAUUCCGACCAGUUCUUCAGCAAUUUUCAUCCUACCCAGACGGGAUUUGACUUGGAAAACGACUUGGUGUUUGAUCCCCAGCCCCCAAGGGCCCUCUUCCCCACACCCUAUUAUCAGCAGCAGGCCCCUGUGGUUCAUAGGGGUUUUCCCCGGAAUCUACCUCCUGGCCCAUAUCUGCCCUGGAGACAGUUGCCCAAACCUUACAGGAGACAAGCCCGAGGCUACCCAGAGCCAAGGCCUCAUUAG